Molecule: messenger RNA, 1152 nt
Organism: Xenopus laevis (African clawed frog)
Lineage: Eukaryota; Metazoa; Chordata; Amphibia; Anura; Pipidae
Product: vomeronasal type-2 receptor 26
Exons: 4
Coding region: 1-1152 (383 amino acids)
Source: RefSeq, a predicted model, not a curated record
AUGUGGUCAAGGGUGUGGCCAUCCUGGUCGGUGGGGGCUCAAAUUGAGGUUGUUGGAGCCUUAGGAGGAGACACCUACUGCUACGGGUUUGGGGUGAUGCACCCGGACCACUCGAUACGUCGGAUACCAAGAGCUCAAUGUUCAGACAAAUGUCUCCCCGGGUUCAGGAAAGCAGUAAAGAUUGGAGCCCAGUCCUGCUGUUAUGAUUGUGUCCCAUGUUCUGAGGGAGAGAUCUCCAAUACAACUGACAGUGAAAACUGCAUCAGAUGCCCAGAUAUGGAAUGGCCCAAUGAAAACCGGAAGAAGUGCAUUGAAAAAAUGGAAGAAUUUCUCUCAUAUACAAAUGAUGUGCUGUCUGUGUUUUUUUCAUUAGUUUCUUUUCUCCUUUUUGUUAUAACUCUGCUCAUAUUGAGAAUUUUCUUUUCACACCAGGAAACCCCCAUAGUGAGAGCCAACAACAGAAGCCUGAGCUUUCUCCUCCUUGUCUCCAUCAAGCUGAGCUUCCUCAGUGUGUUUCUGUUCCUCGGUCGCCCUGUGGAUAUAACCUGUAUGGUGCGCAUCAUCAUUUUUGGAAUCACCUUCUCCAUAGCUGUCUCUUCUGUUCUGGCCAAGACUAUCAUGGUUUGUGUUGCUUUCAAAGCCACCAAGCCAGGGAGCUCAUGGAGAAAAUGGGUGGGAGUCAAAUUGUCCAACUCUGUAGUCUUGUUCUGCUCAUCCAUUCAAAUAAUAAUCUGCAUGACUUGGUUGUCCAUUUCUCCUCCCUUUCAGGAACUGGACCUUCACACUUACCCUGGAACCAUCAUCAUUCAGUGCAAUGAGGGCUCAGCUAUUGGCUUUUACUCAGUUAUUGGGUAUAUGGGGCUUCUGGCAGCUGUUAGUUUUGUUUUAGCAUUUUUAGCUCGGACAUUACCGGACAGUUUUAAUGAGGCCAAGUACAUCACUUUCAGCAUGUUGCUCUUCUGCAGUGUUUGGAUCACAAUGAUCCCGGCCUAUCUGAGCACCAAAGGCAAAAACACUGUGUGUGUGGAGAUAUUUGCCAUACUCACCUCAAGUGCUGGACUUUUAUUCUGUAUAUUUCUGCCAAAAUGUUAUAUAAUUUUAUAUAGACCUGAAAUGAACACAAAAUCUUUUUUACUCGGAAAUAAAGCCUGA